UUCCGGGUUUCUUUCUCCUACAAGAUGGCAGCGUCUGAAGAGGAGUUACAGCUGCCGCGGCUUCCGGAGCUCUUCGAAAACAGCAAGAAACUUCUGGAAGAAGUGGAAGUAGCGACUGAACCCACUGGCUCCCGAACAAUCCAGGACAAGGUUUCCAAAGGAUUGGACCUCAUUGAGAAGGCUGCCGGAAUGCUAUCGCAGCUUGAUUUGUUGAGCCGAAAUGAAGAUUUGGAAGAAAUUGCUUCCACCGACCUGAAGUACCUGAUGGUGCCAGCGUUGCAAGGAGCUCUCACCAUGAAACAAGUCAACCCCAGCAAGCGUCUAGAUCAUUUGCAGCGGGCUCGAGAACACUUCAUAAAUUUCUUAACUCAGUGUCAUUGCUAUCAUGUGGCAGAGUUUCAGCUACCCCAAACCAAGAAUAACUCAGCUGAAAAUAAUACUGCUAGCUCCUCCAUGGCCUAUCCAAAUCUCGUUGCUAUGGCAUCUCAAAGACAGGCUAAAAUAGAGAGAUACAAGCAGAAGAAGGAGGUGGAGCAUAGGUUGUCUGCACUGAAAUCUGCUGUGGAAAGUGGUCAAGCAGAUGAUGAGCGUGUUCGCGAAUAUUACCUCCUUCAUCUUCGGAGGUGGAUUGGUAUCAGCUUAGAAGAGAUUGAGAGCAUUGACCAGGAAAUAAAGAUCCUGAAAGAAAAAGACUCUCCAAGAGAGGAAUCAACUUCUCACUCAUCUCUUCCAGAGAAGCCUCCAAUGAAACCCUUCAUACUCACUCGGAACAAGGCACAAGCCAAAGUAUUUGGAGCUGGUUAUCCAAGCCUGGCAACUAUGACGGUGAGUGACUGGUAUGAACAGCAUCAGAAAUAUGGAGCAUUGCCAGAUCGAGGAAUAGCCAAGCCGACAUCAGCUGAUUUCAAAAGAGCAGCUCAAAAGCAGGAAGAUCAAGAACAAAAGGAUGAAGAGAAUGAAGAAAAAACUUUGCACAGAAUGCGAGAGUGGGAUGACUGGAAGGACACCCAUCCCAGGGGCUAUGGCAACCGGCAGAACAUGGGUUAAUCAUUCCAAAAAGGCAAAAGGAAGACGUGGUACACACCUUCACACCCAGGACAACAUCAGGAGGGUGCAGUGAAGGCAGUCAUGGUGGAGUCUUGCUUUGCAUUUGAUAGUGUCAAACAAUUAUGCUUGUACCUACCCUAGGUAAUGACCAAUUAAUUUUUGUUUGGCUUUAUUAAGCUCAUCACGAUAUAUUCUGAUUUCUUAAGUGGUCAGAAAAGAACACUAAGAAAUGGCUCUAUAUAAUCAAUAGUAGUAUAAAUUGAUUCUCUUUUAAAAAUUAAUAAAAAUCCCCUCUAUUAUGUGGACCUAUGCACAAAUGUAA
Molecule: messenger RNA, 1369 nt
Organism: Psammomys obesus (fat sand rat)
Lineage: Eukaryota; Metazoa; Chordata; Mammalia; Rodentia; Muridae
Gene: Igbp1
Product: immunoglobulin binding protein 1
Exons: 6
Coding region: 25-1047 (340 amino acids)
Biological process (GO): regulation of dephosphorylation; regulation of signal transduction
Cellular component (GO): cytosol
Molecular function (GO): protein phosphatase 2A binding
Source: RefSeq, a predicted model, not a curated record